AUGAAAGAUUAUAAGUCAGCGUUGGAAUCACAUCAACAUGCUCUUCAAAUCAGAUUAAAACUGUUUGGAGAAGACCAUUCUGACACUGCUGCAAAUUAUGACAACAUUGGUGACACACAACAUGAGAUGAAAGAUUACAAGUCAGCAUUGGAGUCCAAACAAAAAGCUCUUCAAAUCAGAUUAAAACUGUUUGAGGAAGGCCAUUCUGACACUGCUACUGUAGAAGUUAUGACAGCAUUUCAGUUACACAACACGUGA
Molecule: messenger RNA, 258 nt
Organism: Paramuricea clavata
Lineage: Eukaryota; Metazoa; Cnidaria; Anthozoa; Malacalcyonacea; Plexauridae
Source: the annotation of a GenBank genome assembly